AUGUCCCACUCUAGGCCUUGCUCUUCAGUGGAGCCCUCGCUUAGUUUCGAUGUUAACAAGACGUCUGACGUUUUCUUGAGCUUUCGCGGCCCAGACACCCCCCAAGGGUUUGUGAGAAGACUGUACAGUGCUCUUGAUCGUGAAGGCAUUAGCACAUUCUUAGACGAAGAAAGCUUAGAGAAGGGCGACCAUAUCCCUUCUUGUUUGGAAAGAGGAAUCCAGGAAAGUAGGAUCUGCAUUCCUAUUUUCUCCAAAAGAUUUCCGAAGUCAAAAUGGUGCUUGCAAGAGGUGUUGCUUAUGGUUAAAUAUGGGCUUAAAAUCUGUCCCCUGUUUUAUGACGUUUUACCUAAGGAUCUUAGGUGCUGGAAUGGAAGUGAAUAUGCAGAGUACUUCAAGCAGCAUGAAAGCCAGCAAAGAUUAUCCUCCGAGUUAAUCCUUGAAUACAAAAGUGCAUUAAAGAAUGUUUCCGAUCUACAUGGUUGGUGUUCCAAUCAAUUAAACAACGGGGAUGAUGAUUUGCUGAUUCAACGUGUUGUGGCCGAUGUUAAAAAAAGCUUACAUUCAAACAAAAUGUAUCUGGAUGUUUCAGAAUGCUUUGGUUUGGACGGGUCCGUGAAUAUUCUCAAGAGAUUAUUAAAUGCAGUGGGUCAUCAGAAGAAGAUGGUGAAAGUGGGUUUACAUGGCAUGGGUGGGAUUGGUAAAACCACGCUGGCAAAGGUUGUUUGCAAAGAACUACAAUUCUCACAGUUCCAAGCGUUCUGUUUUGUUCCAAGCGUGGGAGAAAGAUGUCAAGAGGCGAAUGGGCUUGUAAAGCUGCAGAGCCACAUGCUCAAAUGUAUCUCACGGUUCAGAAGUGAAGUAGAUCAUGCUGAUCAAGGCAAGGGUCUGCUACGAGACUGGCUCAGGGGUAAGAGGGUUCUGCUUCUCCUCGAUGACAUUGAAAGUGUUGAGCAGCUCGAAGCUCUCGCGGGAAAUUACAAGGAAUUCGGGGCAGGCAGCUGUGUGAUCAUUACAUCACGCGAUGAACAAAUCCUAAAAGUGGCUAACGUUGAUGUAGUCUACGAGGUACAAAGACUUCCUCACAAUUAUGCCAUGCAGUUGUUUAAUUUGCACGCAUUUCCCAAUUCCUGCUGUCCAGAUCAAGAGCUGCAAACUCUGAGCAGUGAUAUAGUCAGUGCCUGUGAAGGCCUUCCUCUUGCCCUUCAACUUCUUGGGAAAAGCCUGUUUGGUGAAGGGGAUAGAGAUGUAUGGAAAGAAAUGGUAGGAAAGUUAAGGUGUGAACCUAAUCUCCAAAAGAAACUUAGAGUCUCCUACGAUAGUCUUGAUCCUUCAGAAAAGGAAUUGUUUCAAAAUAUUGCUUGUUUUUUUACAUGGAAGAAGAAAGAAAUUGUCAUGAUAUUUUGGGAAGGGUCGAUUGAGAUUCAGAGUCCUCACGCAUCUCUUAGAAGUCUCUUGCACAAGUCCUUGGUAAGCUUGGGCUCUACCAACGAGUUCCUGAUGCAUCGCUGCCUCCGGGAUUUGGGAAGAAGUAUAUCAAAUGAAAUAUCUAGAAAGCCUCGUCAACGCACAAGAGUGUUUGAUGAGAGCGAUGCGCGCCAUGUUUUACGGCGACCCAGCAAAAAGGCCAAGCUUGUGCGUUAUUUUUGGUAUGAGCCCAAGGAGCCGAUGACAUUGAAGGCAGAGAUGUUCAAGUCAAUGUACGACUUGCAAUUGCUUUGGCUUGCAAAUAUUGCCAUUGAAGGGCACUUUUCUGAGAAAUUCUCCUUUAAGGACUUGAGAUGGCUAAGCUUGAGAAAAUAUUCAUCAAAACGGCUACCUCAAGGAAUGAACUUGCGGAAGAAAAUCCAACUGUUAGUACUAGGUCUGUCUAUAAUUACCGCUAGCUUUGGGAAUUUGACUCGGCCAGAAAGGCUAGAGAUUCACCACAAUGAUAAGCUUACCGAGCUACCCGAUAGCUUUGGCGGCCUGAAAUCUUUAGCUCAUCUGGAUGUCAGCUAUUGCCAUUCACUGAGCAGUCUCCCUAAUACCAUGGGAAGCUUAAUCAGCCUAGUCCGUCUCGAAAUGGAAGAUUGCGGCGUUUCUUCUCUGCCUCAAAACUUGUGCAAUCUUGCAAAUCUUCAGGAGCUGAACCUUUCACACUGUCAACAUCUGUCUAAGCUUCCCGCUAAUUUUGGGAAUUUGACACGGCUAGAAAGGCUAGAAAUUCUCCACAUUCCUGGGCUUACAGAGCUACCCGACAGCUUUGACGACCUGAAAGCUUUGGCUUAUUUGGAUGCCAGCUAUUGCGGACUGACAGACAACGGACUACCAGCCACAAUAUCCGAAUUGUGUUCACUGAAAAUCAUACAUCUUGAAGGUAACAGAAUCCGCCGUCUUCCUAGCGGCUUGGAAAAGUUAGGACAACUUGAAGAGCUGCAUGUGGACGAGUGCAGUGAGCUUGUCGUACUGUCGGCGCUUCCAUCAUCGUUGCAACUGCUCUACGCCCGCAACUGUUUCGGUUUGGAGACAAUCUGCUGCCUUCCAGCAUUGCCAAGCCUGAUGACAUUAGACGUUAGCAAGUCCUGCCACCUCACUCACUUGCAUGGCCUGGUAUCGUUGAAGCAAUUAACCACGCUCAAUCUUGUGGGCUGCAGCGGUAUCUUCUCUUGUGGGGUUCUCGAAAGCUGCUUGACUUGUCUCACAGCUCUCGAGUGCGUUUUUGUUGGCGGGCCCGGUGUGUCAUCAUCUCAAUUACAAUUUUUUUACGAUUCCUUCAAGGACUUCUCUUUCGACCAAAAUUGUCUGCUAGCUGAUCUAAAUGCCCCUGUAAAUUGGCUACAAGGGGAGGCAUGUGGACAAGACGGUUAUAGCAUUGAUUAUUGCACGGAGAAGAAUAAAGUUAAGAGUUUUGCUGUUUAUAUUGUUUGUUUAGUCUCCUUUGGCCAAGUCCAAAUGCGUGAGGAUUGUGGGGUAAACCCAGGUAUUAACGGUAUUAACAGGUGUAAAGAUUAG
Cryptomeria japonica (Japanese cedar) is the source of this 2991-nucleotide messenger RNA. RefSeq names its product disease resistance protein RUN1-like. The transcript has 5 exons. Gene Ontology annotation, biological process: signal transduction; defense response. NCBI's taxonomy places the organism in Eukaryota, Viridiplantae, Streptophyta, Pinopsida, Cupressales, Cupressaceae. Bases 1 to 2991 code for a protein of 996 amino acids. Gene Ontology annotation, molecular function: ADP binding; protein binding. The record is from RefSeq and is a predicted model, not a curated record.